AACCGUUAACAGUCAAAUCCGUUCGAAGUGGCGUGUGUUAGUUGCAAAAUGUAAAAUGUGCUAUUCCUCAUUAACAGUGUGUAUUGAGUUUAUCACUUGCCGCAACAUCAAAAUUUAAAGUGUUCUCCCAUUGCGUUAUACGGAAUUUCUGAUUGAAGUUUUGGAAUAGUGAAAUUUUACGACGCAUCCUAUUUUGAAGGUUAUACAGCGGAUUUUUUCGAAUAUCAUAAACAUGUACGGAGCUGACAGUCCAAGGCAACGUUUAUUGAAGAACAGUGUUCAUAGCAGUUUGAAUGAGACUGCUAACGGACUAUCAAAAGCAAUUACAUCGCCAAAAAUAACCUCCACACCAUUACAUUCCACACCAAGACGAAGAGAUCCUGUAUAUGCAACUCCUCCUAAAACACACCUACUAAGUCCCAAAAAAUAUGCUCUGUCUGAAGUUGCAUCACCAUCAAGACGAAGCCCUAGAGAUAAUUCUAGACCACAGAGUCCAGUUGGACCUUUGUUAGCUUCUACUCGGUACAAUGUAAAUGUCAGCACAUAUCUGGAUACAAAAAGCCCAGGCUUAACAAGCAGGAUUGUGGAGUAUGAUGAAGAACAAAAGAAAAAGUCUAUGCCGACACAUCAAAAGAAAUACAAUGGACCAGGAUUGUUUCCUAUAGUACACUUGUUCAAGAAGAAACCACCUGUUUUAGAACAAAAGCCAAGAACUGUGACAGUCAGGUUGGCUACUCCAGAUUAUUCACGCCACAAUUCCCCAGAAUACAACCGCAAACUUAUGGAAGGAAUUAUUCGACCAUCUCCAUCUAGGAGUGGUUUCUCUACGCCCACAAACAUGACGCCGAACACCAGAAGUGUGCUCGAUGCUUUGAAAGAGAUAUCGCGCAAACGAAUUCACGCCACAGAGGACUAUGAUAAUCACGAGGAGACUGGGAAAAGGCAGAGGAAAGACGUGAACGGUACUGAUUCGCUCAAAAGAUAUCGAGAUGUGGACAAAGUGGACAGUCCUGUUAGUCCAACUUCAACUCAAAAAUCAAAACGUGUUUGUGUUUAUGAUGAGUAUGCUGCGUCGUGCUCGUCGUCUAUGAUACAACUGCAACUUACCUCCAAAAGAAAAUCAACUAGCAUAAGUACAGCAACAGACGAAUCAAAAGAAACAAAACAAAUAAAAUUAAUCAACGCAGAAACGCAAACCGUUGAAACUGCUGCACCUGAGACAAUAACUGAAUCUGUUACUAGUAGUGAAGAACAAGUUACUGAAACUGAAAAAGAAGAACCAACGCGUGAAAUGCCUGUUAGAAUUUUUGACGACAUUCCUCUAGAUAGGAUCAGGAAAAACCGUCUAUCCGCCCUUGUUGGAACAUUGUCUGGUAAAAGUCCAUCUCGGGCACCGAAACCUGCAGCAAAAGCGCAAUUCUCAACUGAUGAUAAAGAGGAUGAACCUGAUGGUAAAACAGAUAAACCUUUAGUGGGAAUUCUUUCUCCUCCAAAGAAAACUACAUCAAAAACUGACAAACAUGUCACCUUUAAUUUGGCAGCCAACACAUCAUUGUCAGACACCACAUCAAGUGCAAGUACCAGUGGUUUUAAAUUAGAUUUACCAACAACCCAAACAACAUCAUCAAUUACUGUACCAGCUGUAACAGUUCCAGAUUCUUCCAAAACCAAUAUGGGCGUUUCAAAAUUGGGAGUAAGUGAAACUGCAGUGACACCAACUCCACCAACAUCUCCAGUACUUACUGAUGCUUUAACAUCAAAGUCUACGGCUAGUAUAUUUACAUUGCCAUCUAUAAAUACCCCUUCAAAAUCUGUCAGUUCCACUAUAACCAGCACAAGUUCCAGUUCUGACAGCAAUACAUUGUUUAGUCCACUCAAUACUAAUACAAAAUCCUCUACUGCAUCAUCUACAAUUGAUAAUUCUGUAAAUGCCAAACCAACUUUCACAUUUGGCUCACCAAAUGCUACGUCAACAUCGUCAUCGAAUACAUCGACUACCUCGGCGCCAACGAAACCAGGAGGCUUUAAAUUUGAUCUUACCCCACCUAAAUCCUCAGCAUCUUCAAAUUCAAAUAACACAUCUACUUCAAAAUCACAAUUUUCAUUUGGAAAUACGACCAGCAAAACUACAGACACAUCAAGCGGAUUUUCGUUUGGUAAACCAACAACAUCUGCACCUCCUUUUGGAAUCUCAGUUGCUUCUACAACAGUUUCAUCUAGUCUCGCUCCAGCCUCCGCUACCUCAGCUUUUAGCUUUGCCCCCAGCAAAAUUCCCGAUUCAGUAUCAUCAUCUCCAGGAAGUGUUACCACAACCACAUCAACAUUCGCUAACGCCGCAAGUUCUGCUCCCAUUUUUGGAUCAACUACAACAACUAUGGCGACACCAAGUUUCGGAUCUACUACAUCCACAACCUUUGGCAAUUCUACAACUCCUGCAUUUGGUACGCCAUCGUUUGGAACACCUACUACUUCAGGAACUCCAUCUUUUAAUGUUACUACUACAUCAACAACUUCAACAUUUGGAACUACUACAACUUCUUCAGCCCCUUCAUUCGGCAAUAAUGUGCCAUCAUUUGGCAAAAGUACUACAUCAUCUACUUUUGGUGUAACAACUACCACCUCAGCACCAGCUUUUGGUAGUACUACCUCAACUACCUCUUUAACGUUUGGAACAACCACACCAACGACAAGUUCUGCUUUUGGCAGCAAUGCAUCCAGCACCCCAUUUACUUUUGGAGGUUCUUCGGCGACAUCAAAACCCGGUACUACAGGUUUUGGUACAUCCAAUACUUCAACUUUUGGUACUGCUACUUCAUCAGCUGCGCCAACAUUUGGGACUGCUUCAUCUGUUCCCUCUUUUGGAAAUGCAACGAAUACUCCACCUUUUGGUGCAACUACAUCUGCUAGUCCGUUUAAUACCACGACACCGACAUUUGCUACGAACAACUCGACAUUUGGAAAAUCUUCAUCAACACCAGUUUUUGGAAGUGCUUCUAGUACUCCAACGUUCGGAACUACCACAACAGCUUCAUCUACAUUUGGUUCCUCCUCUACUUCAACAGCUGCGUCUUCAAACUUUGGCAGUAAGCCAUUCGCUUUUGGAAGUACGACUGAGGCUAAUUCAACAAACAAUGCAUUUGGAAAUCCUACAAACACUUUCGGAGGAAAUAAUACUAGUUCUCCAUUUGGAAAUACCAACGCCGCUUCCGCUUCCCCCUUUGGUACUAAUAACACAAAUACGACUACUUCUACUUUUGCCACAAAUAAGCCGUCCUUCGGCACUCCCAGUAAUGCUGGUUCAUUCGGUGCUACUACUACAACAACAGCUAGUUCUAUGUUUGGUCAGACCACUAAUUCAACAUUUGGUCAAAGUAAUAAUAUAUUCGGAUCGACUUCAACCAAUGCAAAUAAACCAUUAUUUGGUAACGCAUCAUCUACUUUUAAUAGCAGCACACCAGCUACAACUUCUUCAGCAUUUGGCACCUCUUCUACACCUACUUUUGCCUAUGGUUCAAAAACAGCUGCUUGCAGCUUUGGGGCCGCAAGUAGUACAACCACAAAUAGUACAUUUGGUACUACCACUUUCACUUUUGGGAAUACAUCAGCACCUACUUUUGGAAACAAUUCUGGUGCAGGUUUUGGUACUGGUACACCUUCAGGAUUCGGAAAUCCCAAUUCAUUUGGUAACAAUAGUAACACGAAUACUGGAUUUGGCACUAGUACGUCAGCAUUCGGUUCAGGUUCAACCACAACUGCUUCAAAUACAUUUGGCACCACAAGCAAUGUAUUUAGUAGUCCACCUGCAAACAACACCUUCAAUUCAGGUUUUGGUGCCAACAGUAAUGGAUCCGCAUUUUCUAAACCUGCUUCGGGUUUCGGUGCCCCCAGUUCGAACACAUUCGGUAGCGGUGGCACUAAUAACGCUUUCGGAACACCGAGUGCGACUCCAGCCUUCGGCAAUUCAGCUACUUCUUCUCCCCAAUCGCAGGUUUUUAACUUCGGAGCAAAUGCUGCGUCCAAACCGUCAACCGGAGUUUUCUCAUUCGGAGGUGGUAGUUCCGGCACUGAAGUACCCAAGCCCAACUUCUCGUUUUCUGGUGGCGCAACAAAUAAUCCUCCUUCUUUUGGGGCUGCGGCAAAUAGCACACCGAGUUUUGGAGGAGCGGCAGUACCGUCGUUUAAUUCAUUUCAACCGGGAGCUUCGGGCAGUUUCAGCAUAGGGACUGGGUCCACUGUAUCUCAAAGGCCAAAAGUCAAAGUUAAGCGUAGGACGUAAAUUUUGAUUUCUAUGAAAAUUUUUAAUUUAUUUUAUAUAUUAUUAUAAUAAAGCCAUCGUGUAUAUAAUUUUAUUAAAAGUAUAUGUAUCACUAACUAGAAACUGUGACGUAAGCAUGAUAUUAUUGGAGUAUUGUGUCAGGUAGCUUUAUUCUGAUUAUACACUUUGUUAUUUACCAUUCAGUUAAAGUUAUUUGACCAUUAUCUCUACAUAUUUUUAUGUAUAUAUUUUUAUUAAUAAAUUGUGAUACAAUAUGUAAUUUGAUACAUAUAACUGUCAUGCUUGCACAUGUUAUAUUAGCUUGUAUUGUUAAGUUACAAAUUUUAUAUUUAUUAUUUCUAGUUGUCUGAUCCUAAAUAAAUUUUAUUAAGAUAAUUGGUCAACCUGGUAUUUAUAGGCCAAGGUGUGAUUGUUAUUAGUUAAAAUAAAUUCGUUUAGUUCUU
Molecule: messenger RNA, 4719 nt
Organism: Aethina tumida (small hive beetle)
Lineage: Eukaryota; Metazoa; Arthropoda; Insecta; Coleoptera; Nitidulidae
Exons: 6
Coding region: 233-4276 (1347 amino acids)
Source: RefSeq, a predicted model, not a curated record